AUGCUUAAAAGAUACCCAACCCCAAUUUUAAAGCCAUACUGGCCAUUUUUUGUUGGCGGUCUAUUAGUAUAUUGGGGGGCAUCUAAACUUACUAAUACCAUGUUACAUAUUGAUGAAUAUGUUAAUGAUCCAAGAAAUCCUAGAUUUAGUAGAGGUGAAAAGUUGGUUGAAUUAAAUAAGGAAUGA
This is a messenger RNA of Arxiozyma heterogenica, 186 nucleotides long. It is a transcript of the gene ATP18, whose product is annotated as F1F0 ATP synthase subunit i. The record is from RefSeq and is a predicted model, not a curated record. NCBI's taxonomy places the organism in Eukaryota, Fungi, Ascomycota, Saccharomycetes, Saccharomycetales, Saccharomycetaceae. Gene Ontology annotation, biological process: proton motive force-driven ATP synthesis. Gene Ontology annotation, molecular function: proton-transporting ATP synthase activity, rotational mechanism. The transcript has a single exon. The coding region runs from base 1 to 186 and encodes 61 amino acids.